Molecule: messenger RNA, 2424 nt
Organism: Euleptes europaea (tarantolino)
Lineage: Eukaryota; Metazoa; Chordata; Lepidosauria; Squamata; Sphaerodactylidae
Product: protocadherin beta-16-like
Exons: 1
Coding region: 1-2424 (807 amino acids)
Biological process (GO): homophilic cell-cell adhesion
Cellular component (GO): plasma membrane
Molecular function (GO): calcium ion binding
Source: RefSeq, a predicted model, not a curated record
AUGGAAAUGCAUCACAACAGGCAAGUCUGUUAUUUUUUCUUGUAUCUCUGCAUGUUUGGGGCAAUAUGUGAGUCUUUCCACUAUUCAGUGCCUGAGGAAAAGAAAAGUGGGUCUUUGGUGGCUAAUGUAUUAAAAGACUUGAAAGUAGAUGUGAAGGAGCUUUCUGUUCGUAGAGCCCGGCUGGUUUCUGAAGACAGCAAGCAAUAUUUCCAGCUGGAUCCUCACUCUGGGAAUGUGAUAUUAGAUGAUAGGCUAGACAGAGAAACGCUGUGUGGCCAGAAAGACCCUUGCAUCUUACUCUCAGAGAUUGUACUGGAAAACCCAUUGCAAGUGCACAGAAUUGAAGUUCAAAUAGAGGAUGUGAAUGACAAUUCCCCCCAGUUCUCUAAAAAGGAAUAUCUUUUUGAAAUACCUGAGCACACUGCAAGCAAAACCCGAUUCCCUAUGGAGAGUGCUAAAGAUGCAGACAGAGGAGAAAAUGCUGUCCAGAAUUACACGCUUAGUCUUAAUAAUCAUUUUUUGUUGGAUGUGCAAAGUCACCCUGAUGGAACGAAAUCUGCAGAAUUAGUAUUGGAGAAACAAUUAGACCGGGAAGAGGAAGCACGUCUUUUCCUGACCCUGUUGGCUGUUGAUGGAGGGAGCCCAAAGAGAACAGGCACUGCACAAAUUAUCAUUGAUGUUUUGGAUUCAAAUGAUAAUGCUCCUCGUUUUGAUAAAAAUGUGUACAAAGUGAAAAUAAUGGAAAACAGCCAACCAGGCUCACUUGUUGCCAAAGUGGAAGCUCAUGACCAUGAUCUUGGUUCUAAUGCAGAGAUUACUUACUCCUUCAGCCAGGUGCCAGAUGACGUACAAAGAGUAUUUAUGUUAAACAAACAUACUGGGGAACUUACUGUUGCAGAGAACAUGGAUUAUGAAAUAAAUCAAAAUUAUGCAAUAAGCAUCAAAGCCGCCGAUGGAGGGGGGCUCUCUGAUUACUGCAAAGUCAUUGUGGAGGUUGAGGACAGGAAUGACAAUGCCCCAGAGGUAACCCUCACAUCCCUCACCAGCCCCUUACCAGAAGAUUCUCUCCCUGAUACCAUUGUGGCCCUCUUCCGUGUCACAGACCGAGACUCUGGAGACAAUGGCAGAACUGCCUGCACCACUGAGGCAAACAUACCAUUCAUGUUGAAACCCUCUGUGAAUAAUUACUACCAACUGGUUACACAGCAAACCCUAGACAGAGAAAAGGAAUCGGAGUACAACAUCACCAUCACAGCCACAGACAGGGGCUCUCCUAGGCUCACUUCAAGGAGAAUAAUUAAUAUCCAAAUCUCAGAUAUCAAUGACAAUGCUCCAGUAUUUGAAAAGUCAAAAUAUGAAAUGCAAUUACGGGAAAACAAUAUUCCAGGUCUUCUAAUAGGUUUGGUCCAAGCCAAAGACCUGGACAUGGAGCAGAAUGCCAAAGUGAUCUAUUCUCUUUUGCCUGGGAAGGUCAGCAGUCAACCUGUGUCCUCUUACGUCUCCAUCAACUCUGAAACUGGGAAUCUGUAUGCCAUCCGAUCUCUGGACUAUGAGCAGGUGAAAGAUUUCCAGGUGACCGUGAGGGCUGUGGACAGCGGUUCUCCUCCCUUGAGCUCUGAAGUUAUGGUCCGAGUUGUUAUUGUAGAUGAAAAUGAUAACGCCCCGUUCAUCCUGUAUCCUCUUCAGAACGGCACCUCCCCAUCCAAUGACCUGGUUCCCCGGGUGGCCGAGGCCGGCUACCUGGUCACCAAGGUGGUGGCCGUGGACAGAGAUUCCGGACAGAACUCUUGGCUCUCCUAUGAGCUCCUGAAGGCCACAGAACCGGGUCUAUUCAGUGUGGGGGUCCAGAAUGGAGAAGUGAAAACUGUGAGACCAAUUAACAAACGAGACAGCUUGAAACAGAAACUUAUCAUUGGAGUCAGAGACAACGGAAACCCUCCCCAGUCCACCUCUGCAAUGCUAAGCAUUCUGCUAGUGGAUGGCUUCUCUGACCCUUAUAUGAAAAUUGUGGAUAUCCCAAAGGAGGAAGUGGUGCGGGAGGAAGACCGUAACCUGACUAUGUAUCUGGUCAUAUGCUUGGCUGUCAUCUCCUUCAUUUUUCUGGUUUCUGUGUUGGUGUUUAUUGCCAUCAAGAUUCAGAAAAGGAGGAAGUUCAUAGAGAGCUCAGCCCUGAAUUUCCCAGGAGGGCCAAAUUUCCCAGAGAACUGUGAUGCUGAUGCUGGAUCUCUUUCCCGGGCGUACAACUAUGAGGUGUGCUUAGCUGGUGGGUCUCUGAACAGCGAGUUCAGGUUUCUCAGGCCUUUCUUUCCUGUCUUCUCCAUGGAGCCUGCUCAGUCUCAGGGGGUUCAAAGGAUUUCAAGAGGCUCCCAAGAUCUUUCCAGUCAUGCAGCAGAAAGUCAGCAGAGGACUGAGGUGAGAGUAUAA